This is a messenger RNA of Acanthosepion pharaonis, 1071 nucleotides long. The record is from the annotation of a GenBank genome assembly. Lineage: Eukaryota; Metazoa; Mollusca; Cephalopoda; Sepiida; Sepiidae.
AUGCUGUCUGCGUCUGUCUCACUUUCUCUCUCUACACAUUCACGCUCUCUCUCUCUCUCUCUCUCCCCACACAUGAAAAUUCUCUCUCUCUUUCUACACAUUUUUCUGAAAUGUCUGCCUGUCUCUCUCUUGAUUUCUAAAUAUUCCCCAGCCUCUCUCUCUCCAAACACAUUCUUUGCCUCUCUCUCUCUCAAACACAUUCAAACUGCCUUCUAUUUUCUGAUAUUUUCUCCUCUCUCUCUAAUAUUUACUUCCUAUUUUUACUCUGUGGUUUAUUUUGGCAAUUCUUUUUGUCUAUUUCUCCUGCCUUUUUAUGCUGAUGGAAAAGUUAGUGCUGGUCGACCAGACUCCACAGACUUAGAAGUUCAAAAAAUCCAGGCAGGUAGCCCUUGUCCAUCCUUAGCCGUGACAGAAGGUGAUUAUGGAGAAACAGCCAUUUGUACAUCCAGAUCAACUCUUGAAAGUGUGAUUCGAGGCAUUGGAGAAGUAGACAUUGAUCUUCCCCCAACGCCAACACAGACCCCACCAACUGCAGAUACCUGUCCUUACCUAUUAUUAGAUGUCAGAGAUAAAGAUGCUUAUAAUCAGUGCCACAUAAUUUCAGCUCUGAAUUACCCGACAGCAAUGCUGUCAAGAACAAAUAACAGUGAAAGAAAAGAAAUGCUUGCAUAUAAAAAUAAACCUGGUCGAAUAAUCCUAAUGUAUGACUACGAUGAAGAUAUGGCUCCUCGAGCAGCCUCCACCAUAGUGGAAAGGGGUUUCGACAAUUUGUUUAUGCUGUCAGGAGGUUUAAAGAUGGCAAUGAGGCUUUUUCCUGAAGGUCUUAUCACUGGGACACCACCACAGCCAUUGGGUGCAAAGAAAAAGACAGAGAAUAUAACAAUGGCAAGUCAGAUUGAUUUCUCUGAGAGGGACAUUGAACGUCUAAACAGUUAUUUGGACAAAGCACUUGAGGAUCAUAGCAUCGGAAGUCGUUUAUCAAAGGCUUCUUGCUCAAGUCGAUCUUCAUAUGAUUCCUGUCGUUCCAGAUCUACCCCUUCAUUACACAAUAAGCCUCCGUUCAGAGCAUAG